AUGUCGACCUCUCCUCAGAUUAAGAAAGCAUUAGCUGCUUUAUUGCGUGAUCCUGGUAAUUCUACAUGUGCUGAUUGUAAAACACAGACUCAUCCACGUUGGGCUUCGUGGUCUCUGGGUGUCUUCAUUUGUAUAAAAUGUGCAGGUUUCCAUAGAUCGUUGGGUACACAUAUUUCAAAAGUAAAAUCUGUUGAUUUGGAUACUUGGAAAGAAGAAAAUAUAAUUAUGUUGAUUAAAUUUAAAAAUAAUGACAUGGCCAAUAAAUACUAUGAAUCGAAAUUAUUGAAUGAAAAUAAUGAACCUGUUAAAAUUAAUAUCAAUGAUACAAACAAGUUACAAACUUUCAUUAAAAACAAAUAUGAGUACAAGAAAUGGAUGGGCGAUUCAGGAAAAUUGGAAGAAUUGACUAGUAACUCUUUACAAAAUAAUGAUUUAUUAAAUUCUAGCCAAAAAUCGCAAUUGCAAUCGCAAUCACCAAAAGAAGAACCAGUGGUUAAAAAGAACUCCAUGAACUUGUCCAAUAGUCGUUCAAGCAGUAUAUUAGACUUACAAAAUCUGUCAAAAUCUCCUUCCAAUAACAAUAAUAACAGAUUAAACUCCUCAACUCCUCAACUUUCUCGUGGUAAUAGUAACGGUUUACUGAAUACAGUUGGAAACUCAGCUACUAGCUUGAAUAUACAGAAUCCAAAUGUGAACCGCACUCAACCUCAAGGUGGUGCUCAAAGGCAAGACUUGAAAAAGUCUAUUCUAUCAUUGUACGCAAAGCCAACUAACUCUGCCUCGAAUUUGAGUAAUAACAAUUUGUCAUCUUCAUCCAUCUCAUUAGCAUCGGCAUCAUCAUUUAAUAAUAAUGGCAACAAUAACAAUUCAAAUGUGGUCAAUAUUAAUAAUAACAUUAACAAAAUUAAUAACUUCAACAACAAUAGCAAAUCUUCAUCGACUUAUAAUAUCGAAGACGAUGAAUUAAUGAAAAAUGUAUGGUCAUGA
Molecule: messenger RNA, 987 nt
Organism: Tetrapisispora phaffii CBS 4417
Lineage: Eukaryota; Fungi; Ascomycota; Saccharomycetes; Saccharomycetales; Saccharomycetaceae
Gene: AGE2
Product: GTPase-activating protein AGE2
Exons: 1
Coding region: 1-987 (328 amino acids)
Biological process (GO): endocytosis; intra-Golgi vesicle-mediated transport; endoplasmic reticulum to Golgi vesicle-mediated transport
Cellular component (GO): Golgi apparatus
Molecular function (GO): sequence-specific DNA binding; GTPase activator activity
Source: RefSeq, a predicted model, not a curated record